Messenger RNA from Drosophila gunungcola (fruit fly), 931 nucleotides. RefSeq lists its product as uncharacterized. The record is from RefSeq and is a predicted model, not a curated record. NCBI's taxonomy places the organism in Eukaryota, Metazoa, Arthropoda, Insecta, Diptera, Drosophilidae. Bases 157 to 888 code for a protein of 243 amino acids. The transcript is spliced from 4 exons.
CACAUGUCGGAGUAGCGAAGGAUUUUGCUAAAGGCGCCAAUGGAUUCAGACACUAAUAUUUUUUUACUUUCCUAAUAAAUACAAAAUUUAAGUUAUAAUUCAAUAAAAUUAAAUACGCUAAUCAAAAGUGCAAACUAAAACUUUCAAAGGGAGAAAAUGGUAGGCUCAAAACAUAUAAAUAAAUUAGCGGCGAAAGAAAGGAAGAAUUUAUUGAGGCGAUGUGCUCUAGCAAGGCCCAAUGAAAUGGAAUGCGAGGACGUAGUUGUAGUAGCAGGGCCUAGCACAUCAGUCGCUGUCAAACAAGACGACUUUUUGAUGGAAGCCUUCGCAAAGUCGGAAUUCCAUUUCGACCUGACCCAAGGAUCCCCACCCAACGAUCGGGUGGGUGAGCUGACGAAGAGGGUCCGGGCUUUGGAGGAGAAGCUGGAGGCCAACACAAAAACACUUGAAGCCAAUACAAGGCAGUUGGCAGAAAGCACCCACCAGGUGUCAAAGCUAGCGGCCUUGCUGCAACUUUUUCUCAAGGGAAAGACAAAAAAAGUAGCAGUCGAUGUGGCGUUCCCGGUCUCUAACGAUGAGGAUCUCUUAGAUUUAGACCUAAAGAUAAGCUCAGGGACUAAAGGAGACUAUAUUCAAGCCAUAACUACUCUGUUGGAGCGCAACAAUCUGCCAAAGGCAAUUAAAAGUGUGUUGGCAGAGCCCCUGCUAUGUGAAUACAAUAUAGAUGGUGUCAACGGAAAGAAGGCGUUGAAAACAUUUCCGGAAUUCUUUUCAGUUUUAAUCGAUAGCAUCAGUUCGUUGGAUUGCCAGCAGCCGGCGGAGAAGGCCCUGGCACACGCCCUAUCUUGUGUUAAGAACAACGCUAAUAAGAAAAAGAAUAAAAAAUAGAUGGUAUCCACCUCUUCAAAAAUAAAUACAAAUUUUAAUUGCA